AUGGGCUCCGUCGUCAUUCCUCAUCUGGUGACGGGGUGGCACGUCGAUCAAGCCAUCAUGUCUGAAGAAGACCGCCUCGUUGUCAUCCGCUUCGGUCGCGACUGGGAUCCCGACUGCAUGCGCCAGGACGAAGUCUUGUACAAGAUUGCCGACCGCGUGAAGAACUUCGCCGUCAUCUACGUUUGCGAUCUCGACCAAGUCCCCGACUUCAAACAGAUGUACGAACUCUACGACACCGUCACCCUCAUGUUCUUCUUCCGCAACAAACACAUGAUGUGUGACUUCGGCACGGGCAACAACAACAAGCUCAACUGGGUGCUCGAGGACAAGCAGGAGUUGAUUGACAUUCUUGAGACCAUCUACAAGGGUGCAAAGAAAGGCAGAGGUUUGGUCGUCAGCCCGAAAGACUACUCCACAAGAUAUCGCUACUGA
Neohortaea acidophila is the source of this 432-nucleotide messenger RNA. Its product is annotated as mitosis protein DIM1-domain-containing protein. The transcript has a single exon. The record is from RefSeq and is a predicted model, not a curated record. Bases 1 to 432 code for a protein of 143 amino acids. Gene Ontology annotation, biological process: mRNA splicing, via spliceosome. Gene Ontology annotation, cellular component: spliceosomal complex; U5 snRNP; U4/U6 x U5 tri-snRNP complex. NCBI's taxonomy places the organism in Eukaryota, Fungi, Ascomycota, Dothideomycetes, Mycosphaerellales, Teratosphaeriaceae.